This is a messenger RNA of Myxocyprinus asiaticus (Chinese sucker), 3536 nucleotides long. RefSeq names its product homeobox protein Hox-C1a-like. Gene Ontology annotation, cellular component: nucleus. The record is from RefSeq and is a predicted model, not a curated record. The transcript is spliced from 2 exons. The coding region runs from base 949 to 1869 and encodes 306 amino acids. Lineage: Eukaryota; Metazoa; Chordata; Actinopteri; Cypriniformes; Catostomidae. Gene Ontology annotation, biological process: regulation of transcription by RNA polymerase II. Gene Ontology annotation, molecular function: DNA-binding transcription factor activity, RNA polymerase II-specific; RNA polymerase II cis-regulatory region sequence-specific DNA binding.
UCCUUGUAGCCAAGAAUUCGAGAAAGCAACGUGCAAGAACACGGAAAUGGUCUGCAAUGAAAAAGUUACAAUUCUUAAAAACACAAUGAAGAGUUCAUUCAUGAGUUACCUGCAUAUAUACCCAACGCUGGAAGAGGCCUGAGAGCUGUAAACUUCCAUGUCAAUUAAAAAUUUCGUUGUGGCCAAUUGCAAUCGCCAAAUGUUUUAUUUUACCGGCGUGAACCACAAAAUCCAUGGUUUUCUAAUUAACAACUAUUGACUGGCUUAAGACCUUAUUCCCUCAGCUGAAGUCAUUUCGGGAAAGCCAAUGCUAAAAUGUCUUUAUUGAUUUUCUGUGCGGGUCUUCUGAAAACAAGCACAAUGCAUGGACAAGAAAAUGGACCUGAAAAGAAAUAAUAUUCUUUAUGGGUUAAUUUGCUUAAUUCUAAGGUUGUUAAAUAUAAAGCACAAUACUACAUGAAAAAUCAGAUUUUGAUUCUAUGGAUGUGAAACAGACAGCAACAGCUUAUUAAUAGCCUACCCUUGAUGCCCCUUUUAACAAAUGUAUUGACAUCUGCAAAUUUGUAUCACUCAAAAUGAUCCAAGAAAAUGAUGCACGCAAUGAUAAAAUAAUUUUAUCCAAUAUAAGAUGAAGUACUGAUUUUGAGCCCCCUUCACACACACACGCCAGCACACUCCGCAUGACCUUAUUAGCAGGUCAAAUAAGUCGUCCAAACUUGCUUGCUUUGGUAAAUUAACGCUCACUCAGACGAAGGAGAUGUCCGGCUAUUGGCCAAGAGUUAGAGGGCACGUCAUCCCCAUCCAUCACCGAUCGAAUGAUUCUACAAGGCAUGUCCCUGUCUAGAUCGGUGCCUCUGUGCUUAUACGCUCUAUGAGUGGCGUCUGAGUGGAUGGAGUUUCUGUCGCUUUCCGUCUUGGAUGAAAUUCUGGAAUAAAUGAAAUGCACUCAUGAGUUCUUAUCAAGGGUUUAUGGGCGGCGAGGACACAAGCUCACUUUUCAUCAAGGGCUUUCAUGCUAAUGGACUCAAGCGCCUGCAUCAGGAUCAUGAAGCUAAUGCCGACUUCAGAACCAGAAAGGAGGGACAUGUCAAUAGUGAGGCGGAUUUCCUUCAAUAUAAUUUCACAAAUCUCAGUGCCACGGCGACAGCCGCGUGUUCAAAGCUCUGUGAGGACCAUGGCCAUGCUAAUUCGACCAGACCCCCCUUCCCCCAUAAUCAAGAUUUCUAUAGACCGGUGUACCCCAGCCGACCCCAAGUCCCCUCCUUCCAAAGUUGUCGUGAACGGGGUCUCUCGCCUUCCUCAGACACUUUAGGAACUUUCUCCGGUGCGCACUGUGAAGUCGGCCCAUUCAACACAUACGAUGGCCCAAGACAUCACCCCGCAGUUAAGGACAAUAAUACCAGACACGAGGCUCUAUAUGCGUUAAAUGAGACAUUCCAAUGUGGAAAGACAUUCGAUUGGAUGAGAGUGAGGAGAAAUCAGCCACGUGCAGCUAAAAUACAACUGGGUAGAUGCUCGGACCCGGAGCCGAAGACAGACCAGGGACGAGAUCCUGACGAGGACUUCUCGAGCGGAUUUACAACCAGUGGAGCCCCGCGAACCAAUUUUACCACCAAACAACUAACAGAACUGGAAAAGGAAUUCCAUUUCAACAAAUAUCUGACUCGAGCUAGACGGGUAGAGAUAGCCAACACUCUCCAGCUGAGUGAAACACAAGUGAAGAUCUGGUUUCAAAACAGACGCAUGAAGCAGAAGAAAAUGCUGCGGGAAGGCCUAGUUACAGGAUUAAUGGUGAUUCCUGGGUGUGAUGAGGAUUCACCAACGAACAAAACAGACACCUGUUCCUCUCCAGAGAAAAUAUCAUUUUAGUGAGGCAAGAAUGUUGGGGAAUGUUGCUUCCCUAAAACGUGGACGAUCAUCUGCACUUCAUGGAGCAAGUCAACAUUUUCAAGACAUUGAUAAUCCUAUGGAACGACCAACAAUAUUUACACACAGAAAAUGACGUUUGUUCCCAAAUAUACAUUUUUAUUAAUUUCUCCAUCUUAUUAAGAAAUUAAAACAGUCACUCUCUACUAAAAAAAAAAAUUCAAAUAAAUAAAAAGGCCAGUUUACCCACCUGUUGAGGCCAGUGGAAAAUCAUUUAACGAAAAUGCUUGUUUCAUAUUUUCCCAUCUUUUGUUUUAUUUGAUAUAAACUUAGUUAUAAUCAUGUUUUAUCAUUUUGAAUUUGCGUAUGUUAUUAAAGUUCAGGAAAUUAGUCAUUUUAUAUAUUAGGUCUCAUUUGAUUUUUAUUCCAGACUUCAAGACAAAACUGAUUAUUUUCAAUUUUGGUAACCAGAGAUUUGGAACUGAGUAUCAGAGAACAGGGAAACUAAUAUUUUUAAUUUAUUAGGCUAUUUUGAAAAAAAUAAAAAUAAAAUAAAAUUAAAUAAAUAAAAAAAAACACUAGGGAAGAAAAUACAUCCUGAAUGCACGUGGACAGAUUUUUGUAAUUUUAGAAAUGCUAUAUACUUUUAGAGACACGUUUAUAAGCACACACAUGCAAAUAGGCAACACCAACCCGAUCUAUGAAAAGUCGUCCAUAAUUUACGAGUUGGCUAUUUCGUAUGGUCUUGCACGAUGUUGUUCGCUUAAACUCAUACGACUUCAUCACAUGCAACACACACAUUUAGAAGCACUCAACAGGUUAGCUCUCUGUUUUCCUUAUGUGAUAUUCGCAGACAUAUACUGUGUCUGUCAUAUCCAUGCUGCUUGAGCUUUUAUCUGCGAAUAAAAGAGCGCCGCAAGAUGAUCGUUAUACUAGUCUUUCUAAAUAAUAGCUAAAAGCUGUCAGCGAACAAAGUGCCUCCACUUAGCCGUAUAUUUCCCCAAUUUAUUGCUGGAAGAGGUUAAAUCGAGUGCCACGGGUUGAACCUUCGCUGAUACCAACUCCUCAUUUUGAUGGCAUCAAAGCACUGAUGCACAUAGAUAGGUAGAUGAACAAUGUUGGUGGAGGAAUGAACUGAGAUAGGAGAUUUGUAUUGCUCUUCUCUUGGAAAUAGCACGGUUUAUUUUAUUUGAUUUGAUUAAUUUUUUCUAUUUUUUUUAUUUUGAAUGCAUUCAGGGUGUAUUUUAUAGAGAUGCCAUUUUUCAGUUUUACUUAACCAGAUUUGCCCACAUUAAAAUGUUAUAGAGUAACGAUGACUUUUCCAGUUCUUUCUCAGUCGCACAGUGUUUAUUUGCCAUGUUUGAUCCCAAAUUUCCCCCGUUGUCACUGUGCUAAUCGAUGGGCAUGGACAGGAAUAAUUGCUGGAAUUAUUGAAUGAGAAAGAUUAUAGUAAUUUCUAAACGGUCGAUUUAUUGAUAUGUGGAUUUAAGUAUAAUUGACUUUUAAUUGAUUUGACUUGAUGGGUUGAAUAAUUACAGCAUUUGAAUGGGGUUUCACUGGUUUUUUUUUUCCAGUAACUGAAAUUAAGACAAUGCACACUUAAAUUAGAAGUAGGUAUAUACUUAAAAAUGGUUAUCAGCAACACUGAUAACAACAAAUUAAAUUUGUCA